UAACUCAAAUGUGACUGGUUGUUGCUCUCACAGAUGUUUCCCUGGUCAGUAGUGUUUUCCCUGGAGCCGAAGGUUCCCGGCCAGCGCACUCCAGAGGAGCUGGUGACCAACACUUUGAUGCUGGAGCUGGGUGCCAUGGUGAAACGGACCGAGCGAAUCCAUCUGGAGAAGGCAGCAGAAAGUCGCAGACGCCGCAGCUCGUCCUCGGCAGACUACAGCUGGCUGGCCGGCUCUCAGCCACACGUCUCCUACGAGCUCACGCCAGGAGAUGUGCUGGAGCUGCAGGACCUCUGCGCUCAGAUCCCACCUCAACAGUGUGGGCCGGUCAUUGUCAGUUUCAGGAAACUAGUGUCAGAGUUUGAGCCUGAGGUGCACGAGGUCCCCAAACUGUUCCGGGGGGUCCUAAGAAACUGCCUGGAUGAGCUUCAGGGAGAUGCAGAGCUUCAGGAUGGGGUGAACCGUUGGGAACAAAAGCGCAGCAAGAGCCUCUCCUUCGUCACGUUCCGAUCCAAGUUCCGCACCCUGAACCGUGGAAAUUUUUAUGAUACUUUGCUUACAAAAAGUGGUGGAAUAAUGUAGAUAAAAUAAUAUUUAUAUUUUAGUGCAAAUACACAAUCGGUUAAUUGUACACCAUUUUUAAGUAAUAAUACUCUUUUUUUGUUUUAAUAUUUCAACAAAAAAUUAACAAAUUAACAAUAAAACCCUCAAAAGAUGAAAAUUGCUGAAUUUUUUAAAACAUUGUCAGCUUAAUUUCUAUUAUGCAUUGUUAUCUUUUCAUUUUGGGGAAACAUAUUCUCACCAUGUUUUGUGAUUCGCUCCACAAAAUCUCUACAGCCACAGCGAGAGAAAAAAAAAGCAACAUUAGCCAUAAUCAGUUUCUCAGAUGUGUUUUAAUAUGUACUGUUUGUCCUUACAUUACAACAGUGCUCAGUUUAUACAAGAGAUGCAGACCAUUCAGCUAAAAAAAGCCUGGAAACAAGAGUCUUCAUAAAAAGUGCUCAUUAAAUAAUACACUGUACAUUGAUCAUGAGUUUGAGAUUUUUGUGGCGUGUGUGGGAGAGAGAAAGUCUGUGAUUUACCAAAUUAGAGAGUUUGACCUUGAAAGCGCUGCUUCUAAAUGAAGAAAACAUCAUCUCGCCAGCUCCCUCUCCUGUUUCAUUAUUCACAGCAUCACAGCAUGAAGGAGCUGAUCUUCAGUUCUUUGUGCAGGUGGCCAAUAGUUCAUCAGGCCAAAGUUGCUCCUCACAAAUGAAGGAAACGCAUACAGCGCUCAUUUCUCAGAGUACCGAUCGGUUUCAUUACCAGACGUUCAGCUCUAGAACAACCAACACAUGCAACUUCCUCUGCACUGACCUGGAACAAAACACGUCCUGAUGUAAUGAAUGAGCAGUUUAUAACUUUAGACCCAUCUGGAGUCUCUUUGUGAUCUAUUCAAUUCUAUAGUAUUGUAUAAAACACUGGUCUUCAUUCGCACCUUGUUUAUUCCUGCACAAAGCAAAAUCAUAAGACCAGGCUACUUCCUCUAACUCCUCCUUGUGCAUUUGGCAGAAUCAAACUCAAAAAAAGAAACUGAA
Messenger RNA from Sinocyclocheilus grahami, 1574 nucleotides. Its product is annotated as protein RD3-like. NCBI's taxonomy places the organism in Eukaryota, Metazoa, Chordata, Actinopteri, Cypriniformes, Cyprinidae. The transcript is spliced from 2 exons. The record is from RefSeq and is a predicted model, not a curated record. Bases 34 to 579 code for a protein of 181 amino acids.